UCUCAUCUCUCCUCACCCCCUUACAAAACCCUAACAAUUUCAGAGAAAAGAGGAGAGAGAAUACACAAAACAAAACAAAAAAAACCCUAAAAAUGGCCGCCGCCGCACCCGCCGCCGCAGUGCACUCAGUGCAAUGCUUCGGUCGCAAAAAGACAGCCGUCGCUGUUACCUACUGCAAAACUGGUCGCGGUUUGAUCAAGAUCAAUGGUACUCCAAUCGAGCUUGUUCAGCCUGAGAUUCUCCGUUACAAGGUGUUCGAACCCAUCCUUCUUUUGGGUCGUUCGAAGUUCAAUGGUGUUGAUAUGCGGAUCAGAGUUAAAGGAGGUGGACAUACUUCUCAGAUCUACGCCAUCCGACAAAGCAUUGCUAAAGCACUUGUUGCAUAUUACCAGAAAUUCGUUGAUGAACAACAAAAGAAGGAGAUUAAGGACAUAUUGGUGAGGUAUGAUCGUACUUUACUUGUUGCUGAUCCUCGUCGUUGUGAGCCUAAGAAGUUUGGUGGACGUGGUGCUCGUGCUAGGUUUCAGAAAUCUUACCGUUAAAACAGAUUUAUGUUUGUUGGUAAGGUUUUGGUUUUGGUAUGGAUGAUUACUUAUUAAAGAUGGUGAAAAUCAUCAGAUUUUUGGUUUAGUAACUAGUUAAAUGUUUUGACUUUCGGAUUAUAUUUGAUGUUGAGUGCUUUCUCA
This is a messenger RNA of Beta vulgaris subsp. vulgaris (sugar beet), 686 nucleotides long. RefSeq names its product 40S ribosomal protein S16. Gene Ontology annotation, molecular function: RNA binding; structural constituent of ribosome. NCBI's taxonomy places the organism in Eukaryota, Viridiplantae, Streptophyta, Magnoliopsida, Caryophyllales, Amaranthaceae. The record is from RefSeq and is a predicted model, not a curated record. Gene Ontology annotation, cellular component: cytosolic small ribosomal subunit; ribosome. The coding region runs from base 93 to 542 and encodes 149 amino acids. Gene Ontology annotation, biological process: translation; maturation of SSU-rRNA from tricistronic rRNA transcript (SSU-rRNA, 5.8S rRNA, LSU-rRNA). The transcript has a single exon.